Phytophthora sojae is the source of this 243-nucleotide messenger RNA. RefSeq lists its product as hypothetical. NCBI's taxonomy places the organism in Eukaryota, Oomycota, Peronosporomycetes, Peronosporales, Peronosporaceae. The transcript has a single exon. The annotation marks the transcript as partial. The record is from RefSeq and is a predicted model, not a curated record.
GUCUGGACGCUAGCGGAAGACUUGGACAAGAAGGUCAACGCUGCGCUUGGGAGUAUCGACGGUAAAGGCCGAUCCGAAACCGCGGGGUCGCUACGGAAGCGCUGGAGAAAGCUGCGCGUUGACCACCGCUCUGCGUACGACGCGCUCUGCUCAGCAUUUAUCACCCGCAAAGCGAACGGUGGCAUCGUCGACCGCUGCACUCCAGCUAGUCACCAAUGGAAGCAAAAAGACUUGGAGUCGUAG